Eucalyptus grandis is the source of this 258-nucleotide messenger RNA. Its product is annotated as probable LRR receptor-like serine/threonine-protein kinase At1g56140. The transcript has 5 exons. The record is from RefSeq and is a predicted model, not a curated record. Lineage: Eukaryota; Viridiplantae; Streptophyta; Magnoliopsida; Myrtales; Myrtaceae. Gene Ontology annotation, molecular function: protein binding. The coding region runs from base 1 to 258 and encodes 85 amino acids.
AUGCAGUAUCUGAGUCUGGGCAUCAAUGCAUUAUCAGGGGAGCUCCCACCGCAACUUGGGCAACUUACAGAGCUAUUGUCAUUGUCCUUUAGCACCAAUAACUUCAAUGGCUCUCUGCCAUCUGAGCUUGGAAAUCUGUCCAAAUUGCAGCAACUUUACAUGGAUAGUUCUGGAGUCAGUGGUGAGAUUCCAUCAACAUUUUCCAAGCUUAAAAAUCUUCAAACAGUGUGGGCAUCGGAUAACAACUUCACUGGCUAA